Messenger RNA from Pogoniulus pusillus (Red-fronted tinkerbird), 1154 nucleotides. RefSeq names its product cytochrome b5. The record is from RefSeq and is a predicted model, not a curated record. The transcript has 5 exons. Gene Ontology annotation, cellular component: mitochondrial outer membrane; intracellular membrane-bounded organelle. Gene Ontology annotation, molecular function: heme binding. NCBI's taxonomy places the organism in Eukaryota, Metazoa, Chordata, Aves, Piciformes, Lybiidae. Bases 105 to 545 code for a protein of 146 amino acids.
CGCGGCGGGACGCUAGCGAAAGGGGCGUGCGUACGCGAACGCUACGGUGGCUGUCGUGGGUCAAGCGUGUCAUUGCGCGAAGUUGCCGGCGGCCUGCAGCCAGCAUGGAGCCCGGGGAGCGCAAGGAGGCCGGGGGCUGCGCGACGGCGGAGGAGGCGGCCGGGCCCGUCUUCACGCUGGAGGAGGUGGGGAAGCGGAAUUCCAACCGCGAGGCCUGGCUGGUUAUCCACGGGCGCGUCUACGAUGUCACCCGCUUCCUGGAGGAGCAUCCAGGUGGAGAAGAAGUUUUGCUGGAACAAGCUGGUAGAGAUGCCACAGAGAGCUUUGAAGAUGUUGGGCAUUCCACAGAUGCCCGGGAAAUGCUGAAGCAGUACUACAUAGGGGAGGUCCACCCGCAUGAUCGUGAAAAAGAAGGCCCUAAGAACCCAAGUGUGACAUCCUCAGGCCAAGCAAGUUUCUGGUCAACGUGGCUAAUCCCCAUCUUCGGAGCCUUGGUCAUAGGGUUAAUGUAUCGCUACUACAUGCUGGAUGGGAGAACCUCCUGAACUGAGCUGCUGGGACCUCAGAAAGCCUUGAAAGAGGGUGUGAGAGAGCGUGUGCAUGCAACAUGCAGAGCUCAGCUUCCCUUAACCUUUUCUGCCUUGCUUAUGGCUUUGUUUGUCAAAUGAUGUUGAUAUCCAUGGGACCAAGCUAACCUCAAACAUUCUCUGUCCUAACUCGGAGACCCACGAACUUGUUGUGCUUUCCUCUGGUGGUGUCAGGGCAAGGGCAGCUUCCUGGCGUUCCUUUACCCUUGUGUGUGGCUCCCUCACUGUGUAUGCUCCUGCACUCGCUCUCUCGCACUCCCUUCUCGCUCUCUGAAGUAAACCAACCACGACCUUUCUUCUGUCAAUGCCUUUUUGUUAAGCCAGACCGGGGUGAGAGGGCUGCUCGUGAGCCUGUGGAUUUGCCUCAGUCCUUCACGCAGCAGAAAUAAACUGCGAGUUCUCCACAGUCCUUCCCAGGAAAGAUGGCUGGAGAUGUGGUUCCGCAGUAACUCUCCCAGUGCAUGCAGGCAACACUAAUUGGAGCAGCAGGAAAUUGUUAGCUUGGCUACCUCUUUCUGUCUGUGUCUGUUUUUAACGGUUCAACAAAUACAAGUAUUUUAAAAGCAA